Puntigrus tetrazona (Sumatra barb) is the source of this 3100-nucleotide messenger RNA. It is a transcript of the gene nuak2, whose product is annotated as NUAK family, SNF1-like kinase, 2. Gene Ontology annotation, biological process: intracellular signal transduction; protein phosphorylation; microtubule cytoskeleton organization. The record is from RefSeq and is a predicted model, not a curated record. Gene Ontology annotation, cellular component: cytoplasm. Lineage: Eukaryota; Metazoa; Chordata; Actinopteri; Cypriniformes; Cyprinidae. Gene Ontology annotation, molecular function: protein serine/threonine kinase activity; ATP binding; tau-protein kinase activity. The coding region runs from base 339 to 2087 and encodes 582 amino acids. The transcript has 7 exons.
GAAGCCGAACGACUGAACGGAAGGGAACGUUUUCCCGCGCCCUCGCGUGGACGUUACACGAAGCGCGCGAACCUGCCGAGAAUAUGAUCAUACACUGAGGAGCCAGCUUCCGCAAUAGAAGAUCAAUAGAGAGAGUUUGUUUUCUUCUCCCCCGGUGGGCGUGGUUUUCAGUUGAUGACGCGUGUCGCGCCGUCUCUGUUCAAACACGAGCGAGGGGGCGGUGCUUGGGGUCAGCGCCCCGCCCACCCCGGGCUCUAGUAGUCGGUGCGCGCGCGCCGCUCCCCCGCUGUCUCACCUGCGCGCGGACAUGAGCACGCGUCUUCCUCCGCUCGGAUCGCAUGGAGUGUGACGGGGACCCGGGCGCCGCGCGCGUCAAGCGUCAGGCGGUGAAGCGGCAUCAUCACAAACACAACCUGAAGCACCGCUACGAGUUCCUGCAGACGCUCGGGAAGGGCACGUACGGGCGCGUGAAGAAAGCCGUGGACCGCUCCGGCAGGACGGUGGCCAUAAAGUCGAUCCGUAAGGAGAAGAUCCGUGACGAGCAGGACCUGAAGCACAUCCGGCGCGAGAUCGAGAUCAUGUCGUCUCUCGCUCAUCCACACAUCAUCAGCAUCUACGAAGUGUUCGAGAACAAGGACAAGAUCGUCAUCGUGAUGGAGUACGCCAGUAAAGGAGAUCUGUACGACUACAUCUGUGAGAAGCAGCAGGUGUCUGAGAGCCAGGCCAGACUCUUCUUCAGACAGAUCGUCUCUGCCGUCCACUACUGCCACCGGAACGGUAUUGUCCAUCGCGACCUGAAGUUGGAGAACAUCUUGCUGGACGACAACGGCAAUAUAAAGAUCGCUGACUUCGGCUUGUCAAACCUCUACCAGGACGAUAAAUUCCUGCAGACGUACUGCGGCAGUCCUCUGUACGCUUCACCUGAGAUCGUGAACGGCAGGCCGUACAGAGGACCGGAGGUGGACAGCUGGUCUCUGGGCGUCUUACUGUACACCCUGGUUCAUGGAGCCAUGCCUUUCGACGGACAAGACCACAAGAAGCUGGUCCAGCAGAUCAGCACAGGAAACUACCACAAACCCACCAAACCAUCUGAUGCGUGUGGUUUGAUCCGCUGGAUGUUGAUGGUAAACCCAGAGCGUAGAGCUACUCUGGAAGAGAUCGCGGGUCACUGGUGGCUCAACUGGGGCUAUCAGCUCCCUCUGCUGGCUCAGAGUGACCCCGCCGCUGCACAUCAGGAGCCAGGACACACGGCCCCUGCGUGUCAAACCGGUGGCCCGACUCGCAUCGCAGACUGGCUGCGCCGAACAUCUCGCCCUCUUCUAGAGAGCAGCUCUAAGAUGCGCUGCCUACUGAGGACAGGUGGGGCCACCGGAGGGGAACCGGUCCAGCGGCAGCGCUCCAUACGCAGGUCGCGCAAGGAAAACAACGUCUCGCAGACCAUGCAGGAAGCUCCUCGCCCAUCCAAAGGAAUUCUAAAGAAGCGGGGAAGUCUUAAACAGAAAGUUCCCAGUGACUCCCAGGCUACGCCGUUGGAGGAGAAGAGCCAGAACGCUUUGGCGCCAUCUGUCCUGCCUCCACCUCCUAAAGGCAUCCUGAAGAAGACUUCAGAGAGCGAGUCAGGCUAUUACUCAUCUUCUCCAGAGAGCUCCGGAGAGACUCUUGGGAACCCAGAGGCGCACCGAAAGGGCAUCCUCAAACGGCACGGCAAGUUUUCCGGCGGCUUGCAGGAAUUUGGCUCUCUGGACCAGCUUGCACCCUCCUUACCAACGGUAGUCAACAGAUCCCGGCCAAGCGGCGCAAUCAGCGAGGACAGCAUCCUUUCCUCAGAGUCCUUUGACAGACUUGACCUACCAGACCGGGAGAUUCCAGUCGCCCCAAUGGUGCGACCAGCGGGUGGACGGAGGAUGAGAGGAUGCGUGUCCGCUGACAAUCUCCUGGACUUAAGGGAAGAGUCUCAGUAUCAGGGACACUGGGAGAUGGACAUGGCCUGCUACCGCGCAGGAGUCUCCGAUAGCGUAUUUUCAAUUUCUGACUGCGAAAAUGUCACUCAGGCUUAUAAACAAGCUUUGGGAGCAACUGCGAGCUGAAGCGCACAGGGACUACGAUACGCAGAGAUGCCGCAAUUCCAGUUACGCCUGGAAAAGGAAGCCGGUUGGAGGCAAGGAAAGUACAUCUGGAGCAAUGCCAGACAGGGAAUGGUUCCAGGCCCAGCAGUAAAUGGACCUUUGUGGAGGACAGGGCGUCCUGUUUGGGAUGUGCAUUUCAUGCUGAGGGAACAGCCGUUUGUGUUGUAAAAUGCAAAACAUGGUUUUUAUUAUGUAGACUUGGUUUGAGGAAAGAACCUUUUUUAUUUCGCCUUGCUCCCAGUGAUAAACAGCUGACUGGCUAUUCUUUGAAAUGUUUUUAAAUUACUGUUUUGGGUGUUGGCUAGUCACAAAAAUACCAAAGAUGACUCAUGAUAAAGUUCAGAGCCGUUGUGAGUUCAGUUUGUUUUUAAAGGUGAAUGCUGGUGGUAGAACACAACCAAACAGUGCCAAGGUUGACUUAAAGAUCUUAAAGAUCGUUCCCGCCAAUUUCUGACCUUUACCAUGCUCAGAGUUCUCAAGCACACAGACACAACAAACUACUGUCUGUUUAUGACUUUAUGUAGUCCAGACUUCAGUUUUGCAUCUGUUUCAUGAUAAGAUAAGAGCGUUUGAACUCUUCCAUGUCGCAGAUAAUUAGUUGGUAAAAUACGCUGUGACCUUUCAGAGUAAGAUGAUUGAAAGUGCUUUGUUGGAAACAUGUUGAAACGGUUAGAUUUACUGUUUUUGCCAAUGUAGAAGUUAACAAUUGUGUGGUUACAGCUAUUUCGGGAUGGGAUGGGAUGUGAUGGGGUUUCGGUGCAUAGCAGGGUGUUCGGGGUCAUCAGUACACCUGACCUCUUCAUACAGUGUCUAGUGUCACGGCUCGAGACAACCCGGGUUAUGAGGUGUUCCUCUGUUUGAUGUCAUGUUUUGUUCUAAUUUCUGCAUGUUUAUUUGCCAAAGUGCCUGAUUUAUCUGCCCUGAUGUCUCUUUGACUGAAUGGAACAAUAAAACAGCACAAGUGAAGUGGAAAA